UCCCUUCCCCAAGUGAGCAUGUAUAUCCAAAUGUCUGUAUUACACUGCCCCCAGGUGGCCAAGGCCCACGCAAUAGAAGGAGCAGCACACGAACCAUUGAAUUCAAGCAAAACGUGUGACAAAAAUGGUUUCAUGCAUUACGUUCUAUUUUAUUCUGUAUUUACUGAAUGUUUUUUUAUAACGUACAAUAUUAUAGAGUGCUAUUUUUCUCAUUGAAAAGAAAUGCAUUACAAUUUUCGGGAGGGGGGGGGGCGGAUUGAUAGCAUUUCCAUUCAUUUCAAUGGGCAAAGAUUCUCUUUCACUCUCUCUCUUUUACACACACACACACACACACACUCUCUCUCUCUCUCUCUCUCUCUUUCCCUCCCUAACAACUUAGUUGUGAACUCACAGAGCUGCUCCCCUCUCUCAUUCGGUGCGGACGGGAACCAGAUGCCGAAGAGGCGACGGGGAAAUAAGCGAGAAGAGGGACGAUGAGCGGGCCGACGGGCGUUCCUCGCCUGCUCCUCUACGCGGCGGCUGUGUGCGCAGGUGUGUGCGGUGCCGACGUGGCCAACGUGACGUCGGCGGUGUGUCGUCACCCGUGCCAGGAGCUGGUACAGCUGCUCGCCGACAUCAACGACAUGCGACUGGUCACCGGAAACCUUCUCGAAGACCUGGACAGAGUGUUAAAAGAAAACGAAGAGAUGCGCAUUACUAUGGCCGGACUGGCCGGCGGCGGCGGCAGUAGCAAUGGAAACGAGAUCUCGUGCGUGCAGGACGGACGAGAGUACCAGCACGGCGAGGACUGGGACGUGGACAGCUGCAUGUCCUGCGCCUGUCAGUUCGGCAGGGUGCUGUGUCAUCAGGCGUCUUGCGCUCCCGUGUCCUGCGUCAAUCCGACCUUUGCAGAGGGAGAGUGCUGCCCCGUCUGCCUUAACCAAGCAGACGGCUGGUCCCGGUGGUCCGAGUGGACCGAGUGCUCGUCCACCUGCGGGCGCGGCGGGCAGCGCAGGGGCCGCUCGUGCAACGCGGCAUCCUGCCCGGGGCCGUCGCUUCAAUCCCGCGGCUGCACGCUGAUCAAGUGCGAAGCACGCGCUGAGGGGAGCUGGAGUCUUUGGUCCCCUUGGUCUCCGUGCACGACCACUUGCGGAGACGGUAACAUCACACGUGUCCGACUUUGCGACAAUCCACCACCGCGGAAGGGAGGAAGAGGGUGUACAGGCAUCACAAUGGAGAUGAAGCCUUGCAACAACACACUCUGCCCAGUUCCAGGAGGCUGGACAUCCUGGUCUGAGUGGGGCAUGUGCUCCAAGUCAUGCGGCGGAGGCCUUUUGAAUCGAGAGAGGAAGUGUUUGAACCCCGCGCCGCAAUAUGGCGGGAAACUUUGUGCUGGAGAGGCUUCGGACUAUGAAGCCUGCAACAAACAACCUUGUCCUUUAGACCCGUGCCUGUCAACGCCGUGCUUUCCCGGGGUGCAGUGCACGACUGACAGUGACGGCUCAUGGCAAUGCGGGCAGUGUCAAUUGGGUUCCCACGGCAAUGGCACUCACUGCGAAGAUGACAAUGAGUGUGAUGUGCAGGGAGUGUGCGUUACAGAGUGUGUAAACACAGACCCUGGCUACUACUGUCUACCCUGUCCUCCUCGAUACAAAGGCACCCAGCCCUUCGGUCUCGGCCUAAUGGAAGCCCAAAGGAGCCGGCAGGUGUGUGCACCGUACAAUCCGUGUAAAGACCACACGCAUGCCUGCCACAAGCACGCUGACUGUUUCUACUCUGGCCUGGCGUCGGAAGACUUGUACAAGUGCGUGUGCGCCGUUGGCUUUGCGGGUGACGGCUUUCUCUGUGGCGAUGACGCCGAUCUGGACGGAUGGCCUAACAGCAGGCUGAACUGUAAAAGGAACGGAACGCAUCACUGCCAAAUGGACAACUGCCCCUCUGUGCCAAACUCCGGACAGGAGGACCUGGACAUGGACGGACAAGGAGACGCCUGCGAUCCAGAUGAUGACAACGACGACAUCAUCGAUGAACGGGACAACUGCCCCCUGGUGUACAACGCUCGGCAGUUCGACACCGACCUGGACGGAGUCGGGGACCGCUGUGACAACUGUCCAUUUGAUAGCAACUCGCUACAGACGGACACCGACGGCAAUGGCGAGGGAGACGCCUGCAGCAUUGACAUUGACGGAGACGAAGUUCCAAAUGAUCGCGACAACUGUGCGUUGGUCUACAACACUGAGCAGAGAGACACCGACUUGGACGGUGUUGGGGACCAGUGUGACAAUUGUCCCCUUCUACACAACCCACUGCAAUUGGACUCGGAUAGCGACCUGGUGGGCGACCUGUGCGACGACAAUGAGGACAUCGACGAGGACGGCCACCAAAACUCCCUGGACAACUGCCCCUACGUCGCCAACAGCAACCAGGCCGACCACGACGGCGACGGCAAAGGCGACGCCUGCGACCACGACGACGACAACGACGGUGUGCCUGACGACAGAGACAACUGCAGGCUGGUGGCCAACCGGGACCAGUUGGACGCCGACGGCGAUGGCAGCGGAGACGCCUGCUUCGACGACUUCGACAACGACAGCAUUCCCGACGCGCUGGAUCCCUGUCCGUUCAACCACGACAUCAAGUCCACAGACUUCCGGAAGUUUCAGGUGGUUCUGCUGGACCCUAAAGGCACCACCCAGUCCGACCCGCUGUGGGUGAUCCGCAGCCAAGGCACCGAGCUGCUGCAGACCACCAACUCGGACCCCGGCAUCGCUUUGGGUUAUGACACGUUCAACGCUGUGGACUUCAGCGUGACGUUUUACGUGAACACCAACCGGGACGACGACUACGCCGGCAUCGUCUUCGCCUAUCAGUCCAGUCGACGCUUCUAUGUUGUCAUGUGGAAACAGGUGUCUCAGGCCUACUGGGAAAAGAGGCCCUCCAAGGCAUUCGGAACAGCGGGGGUCUCCAUUAAACUGGUCAACUCCAGCACGGGACCGGGAGAAUACCUGCGCAACGCCCUGUGGCACACCGGCAACACCCGCAACCAGGUCCGGACACUGUGGCACGAUCCCCAAAAAACGGGCUGGAAGGAUUACACGGCCUACCGCAUGCACCUCAUCCACAGACCCAAGACGGGCUUCAUCAGGGUGGUGGUGUACGAGGGCAGGGAGAUCCUCUCGGACUCGGGCGCCGUUUACGACCACACGCUGGCCGGUGGCCGACUGGGAAUGUUUGUCUUCUCCCAGGAGCUCGUGCUCUUCUCUGACCUCAGAUACGAGUGCAGAGAUAACUGACGUGUUUGCUGGGACGUGCAAGAAACUCAAACCAUCCAGGACGAUCAAUUUGGGACCAUGAUCAAUUUUCCUAUGCAACAAUAUUGUUUCAAAGUAAUUUGCAGAAUUUUAUAACUUCCGAGUCAUUUGCUUUUCACUAAAGCUUGUAAAUAAUUAUUUAUUGCAUUCGUGUAUGGAAGAAGUGCACCGUUACCAUGGCAAUGUGGUCUACACAUGGCAAUGUGGUCUACUCGCAUCCACCCGCCGUGGUCACUUCUUGCCAAAAAAUAAACUUUGAUAGGUACACUUGCAUAAGCCCACGAGAUCCAAUUAUUAUUAUUAUUAUUAUUAUACAUUUAAUUACGUUAUUACUCUAUGUUUAUAAAAAGAGCAAUAUUAUAGUAAGCUAUUUUCCUUAUUAUAAAACACAUUACAAAAUCUUUUGUUGCUCUUUUGGGGAUGCUGGAACAGAUUAAUGACUUUAACAUUCCUUUAAGGGUGAAAGAUGAUUUGACGUACAAACGUGGUCACGGAAUGGAUAAACUAAUAUGUCAAGGCACAACUGUAAUUAAUGGCCCCCAAAAGGUUUAUAAUUGCCUACAGGUGCCACAAGAUGGCGGCAAAGCACAACCUUUGUCUCAGUGAAGCUCUUCAACUCACUUCAAUGUAUUUCCUUGGCACCAAGUGGCCAAUAGAUGGCGGAAAUGCAAUGUUUGGAUUGUUGUUCGAUUGGAUAGGUUGAUUAUUCCUCCCGAUUACUGUUCAUGAACUGAUUCUUGUUGUUUAUUCGGAACUGUUGAAUAAUUAAACAAAACUAAAUAAAGACUUAUGCAAUGUCACACAUCAGCAACCUUUUUGAAAGUGGGAUCUACUUCUUGGGUCCUG
Molecule: messenger RNA, 4136 nt
Organism: Phycodurus eques (leafy seadragon)
Lineage: Eukaryota; Metazoa; Chordata; Actinopteri; Syngnathiformes; Syngnathidae
Product: thrombospondin-2-like
Biological process (GO): negative regulation of angiogenesis; cell adhesion
Cellular component (GO): extracellular region
Molecular function (GO): protein binding; calcium ion binding
Source: RefSeq, a predicted model, not a curated record